Messenger RNA from Geodia barretti, 248 nucleotides. The record is from the annotation of a GenBank genome assembly. Lineage: Eukaryota; Metazoa; Porifera; Demospongiae; Tetractinellida; Geodiidae.
CUUGGCUGUAGUGGUGCAGGGAGGUAUACACUCCCAAGAUGAACAGAUAUUUUCUACUAGUCUUGUGUCUAGUGACACUGUCUAAUGUACAGCUGGGACAGUCUCAAUCUGAUGUUGCUAAGAUUGCAGCAGCUGUGUUCAAAGCUCUGAGUCCCCUAUUGUAUGAGAUGAAGGAAGACAUUAGCUGUGUGAAGAGUGAAAUAGCCAAUCUCAGUGAGACAGUCAGUCACCUAGCUGAGGAACUGCAA